GCCUGUGUCUAAUCCCUUCAGUGGAGUGUGAAUGCACAAGGCUUGCAAGCGAUGGCUUUAUAAAGUGAGCCCCGGUGGGAAAGAAGCAGCAACAGCAGCAGCAGCAGAGGCAUCACAUUCGGCCGGACAACAGCAUGGACAUUGCAAUGCUAGGAUCGACCCCUCAUCGUAUCUCCCUCGGAGCUUCAGCGAGAGUGAAGGAGAGGAGAAGAGCUCCAGUCUCCCACAAAGUCAUAGAGAAAAGGAGGAGAGACAGAAUAAACCGGUGCCUCAGUGAAUUGGGCAAAACUGUGCCUAUGGCUCUAGCUAAACAGAACUCAGGGAAACUGGAAAAAGCUGAAAUACUGGAGAUGACAGUUCAGUACCUGAGAGCUUUACACGCUACGGAUUUGCCAAGAGGCAGAGACAAAGAUCUCCUGUCUGAAUUUGCCAAUUAUUUCCAUUAUGGCUACCACGAGUGCAUGAAAAACCUGGUGCACUAUCUGACAACUGUUGAGAGGAUGGAGACCAAGGAUAACAAAUAUGCACGAAUUGUCGCCUUCCUGCAGUCUAAAGCCCACUUGUCCACCGAACCCAUCUUCAGCCCUUUGCAGGAGGUUGAUGUGUCUUGUCAGCUUCAUUCCCCCCCUGACUAUACAAGUCCUGUAGACUCUACUUUUCCACCAUGUUCAGGAGGCUCAUUCUCAUGGCAUGGCACCACUAGAAGCCCCGCACUCAAUUAUCUCGGCAGCCCAGCGGCAAUGUCUCUUGCAUGCAGCCCUUCCCAGCAGUCGGCACAUGGAACCUUCUUCUCCCCAGUGCAGAGCUUGGACAGACAUUACAUCAACUUUCUGGGACAUUCACAUACCAGCAACUUCGGGGUGCACAGCACACAGCACCCUACUGUUAUAUGACAUGCACCCAUCAGCUGAGCUUGAGAACUGUACAAAAUACUCCUGACAUGGAGCAGCUAUUAAACCCAUAGUCUUCCCAUAAUCUUUUAAUUUUGUCUGAGAGAGAGAAGCUUCCGUAUGAUCCAACCAACAACAAGUAAUUUUGCAUAAAAUCCAAUGUAUGUCAUUUCUUUAUCUAUUUCUUCUUCCUGUCUGUUCCUUCGUCCAACAAGGCUCACUAAAAAAAGCUUCCCAUUUCCUAGGUUAGAUUUGUUUCCUUUUUACGGCAAAAAUAUAGUUUUAAGUAAAAAAAAUGUUAGGUACCAUAUCAAACCAAUUGUCACAUUAAACAAACGAGCCCCCACUCAAUAGAGAGAGAGAGAGGGGUAGAUGAGGGAAGAGUUUUGCUCUUUGAAAACUUAGUAAAUACACUGAUCAUUUGUAGACAAAAAACCAAAUGUGCAAUCCGUCUGUGACUAUAUACUCUGAUUCCAUGAAGUCAGUUACACCAGCAUCUGAGUUUGAAGCUCCUUUAUGUGUAUACAGGUUGCCUGUGACCUUAAAGCAGAAGUGCUGGAUUUAGAGUCAAAGUACAAUUACACUUAUUUCAUUGACAAAACGUUUAAGCCCCUCUUGCCAUAAGGAUAAAUUGCGGCUCCUUUUCUAUUGCUGGCUCGUGCCAAAUGUUACAUCAUUUUUCACUAUGUACAUAUUUACAGCUUCUCAUUCUGUCAUUAAUUUAUUGAGACAUGUAUGUUUUCUUUUGUACACUGCAUAUAUUUAUAUGUACAAUUUGUAAUAAACACUCCUUAUUGUAUUUGUA
Messenger RNA from Xenopus laevis (African clawed frog), 1695 nucleotides. RefSeq names its product helt bHLH transcription factor L homeolog (gene helt.L). Gene Ontology annotation, biological process: regulation of DNA-templated transcription; DNA-templated transcription; negative regulation of transcription by RNA polymerase II. The transcript has 4 exons. Gene Ontology annotation, molecular function: protein dimerization activity; DNA binding. The record is from RefSeq and is a predicted model, not a curated record. The coding region runs from base 135 to 893 and encodes 252 amino acids. Lineage: Eukaryota; Metazoa; Chordata; Amphibia; Anura; Pipidae. Gene Ontology annotation, cellular component: nucleus.